UCUGUACAUUGCAGUCGAUUGUAGUCAAGGUUCUUGAAUCAGUGUAUUUAGUGCAUUUGCCGUUUAGAUACCAACAAUUAUGGAUGUAACAAAGGUUCUCGUCGCCGACGCCGUGGACCUGGCUUGCGUGAAUCUGCUUAAAGAUCACGGCAUUCAAGUUGACUGUAAGUUAAAAUUGACGAACGAUCAAUUAAUUAAGGAGAUCGAUGGUUACGAAGGGUUAAUUGUGCGUUCGGAUACUAAGGUCACCAGAGAUAUAAUUGCAGCAUCAAAUAAAUUGAGAGUAAUUGGCAGGGCAGGAGUCGGCGUCGAUAAUAUUGAUAUACCAGCAGCCACUGAGAAGGGGAUAAUCGUUCUCAACGCGCCUGGCGGAAAUUCGAUUAGUGCUUGCGAAUUAACAUGCUCUUUGAUAACAUGUUUGGCCAGGAACGUGGUAAGCGCUGCAGCCAGUUUAAAAGCUGGCAAAUGGGAGAGAAAAUUAUUCAGCGGUCACGAGCUUCACGGAAAAACAUUGGCCAUCAUCGGGUUGGGUAGAAUCGGUAAGGAAGUAGCCAUCAGGAUGCAAGCCUGGGGCAUGAACACCAUUGGAUUUGAUCCCAUCGUAACAAAAGAUGAUGCGGCCAAAUUCAAUGUGUCUAAAAUGGAAUUGGAAGAAAUUUGGCCGUUAGCCGAUUAUAUUACUGUCCACACACCACUGAUUGAGCAAACAAGAAAUUUAAUCAACAAAACUGCGCUUGCAUCAUGCAAAAAGGGCGUUCGUAUUAUUAAUGUGGCACGUGGCGGAAUAAUCAACGAAGCUGAUCUGUUGGAAGCUUUGGAGGCUGGUAUUUGCGGUGGAGCUGCACUGGACGUAUUUCUUCAAGAACCACCCACAGACGAGACGACUUUGAAACUCAUUGCCAAUGAUAAGGUUGUGGCUACGCCCCAUUUGGGUGCAAGCACAAUCGAAGCACAAGUGCGGGUGGCAGUUGAAGUUGCUGAGCAAUUUAUCGCUUUAACAGGCAAAUCCAAAACUUAUACAAAACUCUUUGGAGUUGUUAAUAAAUCUGUCUUGAAGGAAUAAUGCUCUGUAUCAAUACAAUUCAAUUUCAACUUAUAUUUUCUGUAUACUUUUUCUAAAUA
Nicrophorus vespilloides is the source of this 1122-nucleotide messenger RNA. Its product is annotated as D-3-phosphoglycerate dehydrogenase. Gene Ontology annotation, molecular function: phosphoglycerate dehydrogenase activity; NAD binding. Bases 80 to 1063 code for a protein of 327 amino acids. The transcript is spliced from 4 exons. NCBI's taxonomy places the organism in Eukaryota, Metazoa, Arthropoda, Insecta, Coleoptera, Silphidae. The record is from RefSeq and is a predicted model, not a curated record.